AUGCCUUCCGAAGUGACGAAAACAGAAGUAGAGAGAGAUGAUGAGCAAGAAGAAGAUGAGAAUAAUAUUCAGGAACAAGAGCAGGAACAACAAACUCUUGAAAUAUACAGAAAAGCGCUAACGUUUAAUGUGAUAGCCAAAUACGACCCUCUUAUCAACCAACUCAUCCAUCUUUCAUCGUACUGUGUGGUAUACAAAUAUGAGGAAAAUGAUUGGAACAAAUUAGAUUACCAAGGGCCUAUAGCAUUUUAUUCGAGAAGUGCUGCUGAAUUAUCUGAGGCUACAAAGUUCUCGGUGGAGCAGGUGUUGAAGCAGGACCAUUAUAAGUAUGGCCUCAUCAUCCUGAAUAGAGCUAAGCCUGAAAAUUUUACCAUUGGGUUUUUGGGCAACGAUAAUCUUAUUGCUGAGGAUGCAGGUAAAGGUAUGUUUGUUGAGAGUAAAGAGAAGUUAGUGAUAGUUCGGGACUUCAAAGGUGAUACGUUUGGCCUCUGGUUGUUUGACCCUCAGGACAGAGAAUACCUCUACAAGUUUCUGAAAUACUGCGUGGAUAACUAG
Molecule: messenger RNA, 555 nt
Organism: Brettanomyces nanus
Lineage: Eukaryota; Fungi; Ascomycota; Pichiomycetes; Pichiales; Pichiaceae
Exons: 1
Coding region: 1-555 (184 amino acids)
Biological process (GO): deadenylation-dependent decapping of nuclear-transcribed mRNA; positive regulation of catalytic activity; deadenylation-independent decapping of nuclear-transcribed mRNA
Cellular component (GO): P-body
Molecular function (GO): mRNA binding; enzyme activator activity
Source: RefSeq, a predicted model, not a curated record